This is a messenger RNA of Etheostoma cragini (Arkansas darter), 5259 nucleotides long. RefSeq names its product potassium voltage-gated channel subfamily B member 2-like. Gene Ontology annotation, biological process: potassium ion transmembrane transport; protein homooligomerization. Lineage: Eukaryota; Metazoa; Chordata; Actinopteri; Perciformes; Percidae. Gene Ontology annotation, molecular function: protein binding; delayed rectifier potassium channel activity. Gene Ontology annotation, cellular component: voltage-gated potassium channel complex; membrane. The coding region runs from base 549 to 3164 and encodes 871 amino acids. The record is from RefSeq and is a predicted model, not a curated record. The transcript has 3 exons.
CUCUCAUCCCCUUGUUCUCUUUUCCUCAGGGAAGAUCCGAUAGCUCUUCGGGCCAGCCGGUUCACACUUGUCCCUCUUUCUCUCUGUAGCCGCUGUGUGUGUCCUCAUGGCGCUCAGCUCUAUUUACGCAUCGUUUACCGGGACAUUUCCUCUCUUGUGCUAAUAGAUUUGCGCCAUAAUGUGGAUCUCCGGCGGUGUGGGUGCUCUCGGGAGGGUUCGUGAAUCAGCGACCGGAGGGCAGACGAAGCAGCUGGGAUAACUAACUGUGUGCUAUGGUGGGACCUCCUGGAAGAGUUCGGCUUUUCACAAAUAUCGGCAGCAGUUUGCACAGAGCCAUGGAUGUAACGAGGAGUUCAAUGGUUCGAACCCAGCCAGGUGAGCUCGGUGGAGCACCAUCAUCAUCUCACUGAGCAAAACAAGCUCCAGACACUCUUCCACACACACAAGCACACAAACACACACACACACACACACACACACACUGGCCACGACAACCUGUUUGAGGUAACCCACUCCCACAGUAAGACAGCAGCACACGCAGAGCAAACAUGACAGAAAGAGGGGUCUUCCCCACACCCAAAGCCAACAACCCGCGAUCUGCCGCAGGUCCUGCGCUCGCAGGGCCUGUGCUCCCCCCUGAGCCCAUCGACAUCAUCCGCAUUAAGGCCCGCUCCCGGCGAGUCAGGCUCAAUGUUGGAGGUCUCACACAUGAAGUCCUGUGGAGAACAUUGGACAGGCUGCCCAGAACCCGUCUGGGGCGGCUAAGAGACUGCAACACCCAUGAGUCGCUGCUGGAAAUCUGCGACGACUACACCCUAAAUGAGAACGAGUACUUCUUUGACCGGCACCCGGUGGCCUUCUCCUCCAUCCUCAACUUCUACAGAACGGGGAAGCUGCACAUGAUGGAGGAGAUGUGCGCCCUGUCCUUCGGCCAGGAGCUGGACUACUGGGGGAUCGAUGAGAUCUACUUGGAGUCAUGCUGCCAGGCGCGAUACCACCAGAAGAAGGAGCAGAUGAACGAGGAGCUGCGGAGGGAGGCGGAUACACUGAGGGAGAACGAGGGGGAGGAGGAGGAGCACGGCUGCUGUCCCGACAAGAGACAGAAGCUCUGGGAUCUGCUGGAGAAACCCAGCUCAUCUGUGGCUGCAAAGUUUCUGGCUACGAUCUCCAUCCUAUUCAUCAUCAUUUCCACCAUCUCGUUGUCCCUAAACACCCUGCCGGAGCUCCAGGUGGUAGAUGAAUUUGGCCAGUUCAAUGAUAACCCCAGCCUAGCCCAUGUGGAAGCGGUUUGCAUUGCCUGGUUCACCAUGGAGUAUAUGCUGCGCCUGCUCUCAGCGCCCAACAAAUGGGAUUUCAUCAAAGCACCACUGAACAUUAUUGAUUUGCUGGCUAUUCUGCCUUACUUCGUGACCCUCUGCCUAACUGAGUCUAACAAGAGUGUUCUGCAGUUCCAGAACGUGCGCCGUGUGGUCCAGAUCUUCCGAAUUAUGAGGAUCCUGAGGAUCCUAAAGCUAGCCAGGCACUCAACAGGACUCCAGUCAUUGGGCUUCACUUUGCGAAGGAGCUAUAAUGAGUUAGGUCUACUGAUCCUCUUUUUAGCGAUGGGCAUUAUGAUCUUCUCUAGCUUGGUGUUUUUUGCUGAGAAGGAUGAGGACGCCACCAAAUUCACCAGUAUCCCUGCCUCCUUCUGGUGGGCUACCAUUACUAUGACCACUGUUGGUUAUGGAGACAUCUACCCACAAACCCUGCUGGGCAAGAUUGUAGGAGGGCUCUGCUGCAUAGCAGGUGUGUUGGUCAUUGCUCUUCCCAUCCCAAUCAUUGUCAACAACUUCUCUGAGUUCUACCGAGAGCAGAAAAGGCAGGAGAAGGCCAUCAAGAGGAGGGAAGCGCUUGAGAGAGCAAAACGGAGUGGAAGCAUUAUUUCUAUUAACCUAAAGGAUGCUUUUGCACGCAACAUGGAACUUACAGAUGUGUUGGUGGAUAAAAAGGAGGACAGUAAGUGUCCUAUGGACAAUCGCCCAUCACCUAGCCGCUGGAGCUACCACAAUAACUACUCCAAUGCAGAGGUGGGUAGCCCAGGAAAGUCCCAUUACAGGGAAGUGGCUCAGCAGGGUUCCCCUGAACGAGUCAAGACUUCAUCUGAUAAAACUUCCCCUCAAUGCCUAAGCGCAAAGCGACUGGAAGACGCUUACAAUAUGACUGCAACCAUCCUGGAACAACAGGAGAACAUUACAGAGGAGCAGAUGGAGAUGAAAACAUUGUCUUCAACUCAAGCCCGACAAACUUCGUCUGAAGUAAACAUUUCCAGGAAAUUCUCUAAUGCGGCUGAGGAUUUUUCAGUGGAAAGAGGAGAAAGAAGCUCUCUGCUCCCAAGUGCUCAAAUGAGUCAAGCUGGAACUAGAAACCAGCGCAUCCCCCCUCCCUUGGAUCUAAGUCAGAUCAGCACCAUGGAAGUGAGCAAGGGCCCUGACAGUAUCCAGCCAAUGGCCAUCAUUAAAGAGGGUUUUUAUGAGUUUGUGUCCAGCCCCAAAGCACGUGGGACUAGAGAUGUGGGUUUGGUGCCACAGAGCAAGGAAAGUGUUGGGGUGACUUAUGACAGCAACUGCAGUUCCUUGCAAGAUUAUAGCAGCCCUAUAAAGCCAAGAGCCCACAAGGUUGACUUUGUUGGAUCCAAAGAUGACGUGCUAAUGGUGGUGAUGACUCCUGUAGCAAAACAAGCGUCUGCUGGCUCAGCCAAACUUGCUCAACUGCUUUCCGACGACAUGGUUUCCAGGUUCUCCCCCUCUUCUUGCUCCCUAACCCAGGAAGCUAAGUCUCCACCGGCGAUCGUGCAAUCUCCGUGUCUGGCCCAGCAAUCUGUCAGUCCAAGCAACCCCCAGGGUGGAGGUGAGGGCUCAGCAGCCAGGAGAUUAGAAGGUGAAGGACAGCUCAGAAGCUUAAGCCACCAAGCGACAAAUCACAUGGAAAGGUCUGCUGUCAGCUCAGGCAACAAUACUAGCCCACUGUCCAAAGCCAGCCCCCUCAACUGCACCCAGGAGUUGGCAUUUAUGGAAGGAGGGGAAGAAGGAGAAGGAAUAGAGGGAGCAGAACAGAGUGGGGAGAAACGAGAAAAUCACAUUGUUCUAGACAGAAGCUCGACACCACCCUGUGAAACGAGCAUGUGAGCCCAAAGAGUAGAGAAAAGUUCUCAAACGGGGACACCAAAUGGAUGGGUUGAGUAAAAGGUGGAUGGGAUGGAUGACAGCAACUACCCAGAAUAAACCAGAACAACUAGGACCUGGUGUGGGCUCUGCACCUGUUGACAAAGACAAUGCAGAAACACACCAAAGUGGUAACAAAACUACCAGUUGUUGUAGUUGUUUCUGGAGCGACUUGUCAAAUCCCACUAGACUUUUGUACUCUCAUCUGAUUUUUGACAAGUCCUGAAACAGACACAUCUGCAGUGUUCUCACAUGGCUUUAUUACAUCGAGGGAAGUCAGAAGCACAUGCACACACAUGUCUGGAUCCCAUCUGAAAGACACUGUCUCAAACCAGUGUUAUUGACUAUUACUUGUAGACCAGACUGGUAUGUUGCAGAGCGAAACAGUGACCACUGAUAAAUCUUUAGGGCUCAGAUGUGAGCAUAAAUGAAGCCUUGUGUGAAUGAGUAUAUUUACGACUAAGAGAGAGAGAGAGCGAGAAAGAGAGAGAGUUUAAUUUACAGUCUCCUAUUGCUUGCUAUUUAGCCCUAUUUCUUAUGAUGGACUAAUUACACCAUUAAAAGACAGAAGAUGGAAGGAAGUAAUACUUUUUACAAUUGUUUAAGCAAAUUGCAUCUCUUACAAGACUUGAGUCUUUCUUCUGUACCAUGGGUCUUGUUUACUCAUCAUUCUUAUUAUAUAUAUAUAUAAUAAUUAUUUUGUUAUUGUAAUUGUACCCAGAUCAAACAAAAGCACAUGACACUCUUAGGACUUGUGUCACUUUGGUGGACAUGAAUAGCAUCUGCUGUGUCCUAAACACUUAUAAGUGUCUCAGUUUCUGUUUUUGUUUUUGUUUUUAAUUUAUGUCUCUCCUUUUCUAUAAUACCUGAAACAGGGUCUUAAAGGUGAAAAGGGAAUAGCAUAGCGAUGCAAAGUCUAUUUUAUGCAUAGAACACUGUUUGCACACACUUCUAGAAUAAAAAAAACUUCUGAAAAAUAAAUAAGUAAAGAAUGAAAACCGCUAAGGAAACAGCACUAUAUACUCUAUAAAGAGACAGGUGAAAUGGGUAAAUAUAUAAGGACAUAAAGGAAAGUGCACAACAGUGGACAAAUUCACUGACCGCUCAUGUGUGGGUCAUCUCAAACGGGGCUCCUCCUUCAGUGACAUGCAUUUCUAAUGGUCAUAACAGGCUGAUGUACAUUUAGAAACCCAACACCUGGCUGAGAAGUGUGACUUUCUUUUCCCAUCCUUUAUUGAAACAUUGACCAGCCACUUGUUUAAUGGUGUAUUCAGGCAGUUGGAAAAGAGCACCUAAACCCACAAUCUGUUUUAGUCUCUGUGAGACUACUGUUUUAUUAAAAGAUAAUGCCAGUUUACUACAACUUGGGUCUUGUUUCGGAGUUUCAAUCUUCUUUUCUAUCAGUAAUAAUAACACUGUACUCACCAAUUUAAUUGCUAAGAUCUAACAACAUGGUCAAAACAAUGAAAAGAAGACCAAUGGGUCAAGAAACAUGAGCAGUCCAACUAUCAGACAGGUUGGAAACCUUUGAGUCGAACUUUGGAAGUGAAAACAGAGACAAACUGUGAAACCCCCAUCACAGUUUACAGACCCACCACGAUACGUAGGCCCUCAGUAUGCUCCAAACAACGUAACUCCCGAAUUUGAAGGGUGGAAGAGGCUACAUCCAGCCAUUUUUGUAGCUUUUCCACACUAUCGAUCUGAUAUUGGCCAUAUUGGCCCCACGUCUCUGUACUUAACCCUGCCUUUUAAUGCAGCUGUGUACACAAUUAAGUGGUUAAGAUAUUUUGGAUAAACUGUUGGGUUUGUUUCUGUCUGAACAUCCGUCUCAUCAUUGUCACCAUGUUCUCAGACCUCAGCGAUUAACUUGGGGAGUAUGUUAUCAUUACAUGUAGUAGAGAUGGACAAAACUCCCGAAAUAAGACCAAGUGGGAAUAAAUAAACUCAUUUCAGGGAGUAGGUGCAAAUACACGCCACUGAAGAAGGUGGCCCCUGAACACACACACCGUUUGUACUGCUUUUCCCAGAACGUAUUCAUUCAUGACUGGGGUGAGAUAAA